Pristis pectinata (smalltooth sawfish) is the source of this 2937-nucleotide messenger RNA. RefSeq names its product family with sequence similarity 234 member A (gene fam234a). The transcript has 14 exons. Bases 259 to 1971 code for a protein of 570 amino acids. Lineage: Eukaryota; Metazoa; Chordata; Chondrichthyes; Rhinopristiformes; Pristidae. The record is from RefSeq and is a predicted model, not a curated record.
GUGACGAUAGGUGGAGGCGUUGGGUGGAGGAUUGGCGUUGGUGGCUGCUGGUGGAGUUUUCCUUGUUCUGACAAAGGGUUUUCGACCUGCUUCUCUUUCCAUUGACACUGCCAAAGUUUUUCCAGGAUUUCCUGUUUUUUAUUUCAACUGUCCAGUGAAGCAUAUUGGCAAGUUGAGAAGAGUUGCUCAAAGAGAGGGAAGAAAAACUGGGUCUGACUAAGAAACCCAGCUAUUCCUAUUGUGAUGUAGACUAGGAAAAUGACAGAAAACAAAGAUUUAGAGGCAGAGAUACAUCCUCUGAAAAAUGAAGAAGUCAGAACUCAAGACUCAAAUGAAGCUCCUGACAAGCCCAAAGAAACCAAGUCCAAGAAGCUUACAAAAUUUGGUCAGCUUUCCCAGUGGAGAACUGCUGCCUUUUUCUUGGUGUUAUUUUUAUGCCUGAUUGUGGUAUUUGCAUUUUCCUUCAUAAUUCCUUGCCCAGUGCGGCCUUCAUCACAAAGGGCAUGGAUCAGAACAUUUGAAAAUGCAGUAACUUACCCUUUUCUCACACUGUGGGAUGCGAACAAAGACAAAGUUGCAGAUGUGAUGUUUGUAUUCAAGGAUUCCAACAACACUAACAAUGGAUCAUGUGUAUAUGAGGAGGGCCUUUCUAUUCCUUGUGCACACUUAACUCUUCUCUCUGGAACAAAUGGGAGUCUCCUCUGGAAGAGAGCUAUAGCAGAGGAUAUUCAACACGUUCAAUGUGGGGUACAAAAUCUCAGUGGUACAAAGUCUUCAGGGUGCCUAGUUAUUGGAAUCCCUCAUUAUCUUACUGCAAUCAGUUCUUCUGGAGAAACAUUGUGGAGACUCAAUACCAGCCUUGCUGCUGACCUUUCUGUGAUUGGUCCUGCACUGGUACUUCCAGAUCUGGAUGGUGAUGAAAUUGGAGAUCUUUUGCUGUUUUUUGUACCUGAUGAUCAGGGUACCUCUGUUAAUAAGUUGAUCUUCUUGUUAAUAUCUGGAAAGAGCGGAGAUCCCAUUGGUCAAAAAGUGUAUCACAAUAUUACCAAAGGUUUAAUGCCUUCCAGUCCGUUGAUUCAUAUUACCAAUACUGGAGCCUACUAUAUUCUCUUUAUUCAAGGAAAUGUGCAAGGAGUGGCACUAAAAGAUAUUUAUGCUCAAGCAACUGGACUACCACUUUUAACAUCAAAACUAAAUCCAAUAUUAAAGAAAUCAGAUCCCGAGUGGGAGAAAAAGACCGAUACCAUGUCUGGAAUGGUAGAAGUAUACCGCUCUAAGACAACUAAAUAUCUUCAGCAGGUGCAGGUCCCAGGAAAGAAAGCUGGCAAACUGCUCAUCAGCACAAAUGAUGCAGUUGAGCUUUUGGAUGGACAGAGCUUGCAGACCUAUUGGUACCAUAAUCUGUCUCAGAUUCAAGGGGUGCCGUUACCUGGUUAUUUUAACAUGGAUGGUGUAUUUGAUUUUCUAAUUGAAGAUUUAAUUGAAAAGGACAAAAAGAAGGUUACUAUCGUGGAUGGUAAAAGUGGCAAAAUACUAUGGGAGGAAGAAUUAAUAUACAGGGAGAACUGUCCAAAACCGUCUUCCGUCAAUACUAUAUCCCGGUCAAUUUUUCUUUUCUGGGGUGAACUUCCAACACAAAGCAACGUUUCUUUGCUGGAAAGUUUCUCUGAGAAAAGUCAUAACCUCUAUAUGGUUCAUCCAUCACACCCAAACGUUAUUCUGGAGUUAAAAAAUAGUACUGAAAAUGUGGUUGCAUCCACCACUGCCUUAUUUGAACAAAGCAGACAUGCUGGGAGUGUACUGUUGUUGGGGCAACCUUUGGGGAGCAAACCAGGACUUUUGAAGAUCAUCAAACAAAAACUGAAAGACCUCAUUUAUUUGAGCAGGGUUAGACGUCUAAAGAAAGGACAUGACGACUUUGGUGAUGAUGAACUUAGAGAAUAUUUCCACAGAAUGAGAUACAGCAGCUAAUGAUUUUUAUUAAUGAAGAAACCUGUCUGAACAAUGAAGCUUCAAUGCAUCUUUGAAGAGAAUUUUGGAGAAAAAAGUUUCCAUUUUUAAACAGGUCAAUUGAUUUAUAAAGGGAAAGAAUGAUUGAGAAAUCAAGGAGCCCUAAUUUGUGAUUAUAUUGUGGCAAUGUGCCAUCUUUACCAAUGAAAUAUUUCUGCAGCUGUUGCUGAAAAUAUGCCAAAUUACCUUAAGUGAUUGAUUGACAGUAUUGAGCAUGUUUCAGAUGAAUAUUUUAACAUGUGGGAAAAGAUCUCUAAUACAAUUUAUCAUUCUUUAAUGGGCAAACUAUUAUUCAGCAUACAAACUACAACAAGUUAAACUAAUGGCUGAAAUUGCAGAAACAAUGCAUAGUAAUUUUUCUGCCUUGGUUGGCUGCAAUAUUUUUGUCAGAGUCAUAAAGUUAUAGUUUUUAAGGCUCAUUCCAGAGCUAUGAACAGAUCAUUCAUGUUGGCAUGUUCAAUCAACUCUGGUGACUGUUGUGCCAUUUUUUUGGAUGAAAUGUUGAAUCUGCUUUCUUAGAUGAAUUAAAAUAUCCCAUGGCAUUACUGGAAAGCAGAGCAGUUCACUCCAAUGUACUUGCCAAUGUUUAUUCUUCAACAAAUAAAAGAUAAUUUGGAUAUUUUUAAGUUAUUUAUUUCAUUGUUGUUUCUGAGAGCUUGCUGUAUAAAUUGGCUGCCUUAUUUCCUGUAUUACAUCUGUGGGCACACUUCAGAAAUACUUCAUUGGUUAUAAGCACUGUAUAAUUUCCUGAAAUCAUGAAAGAUGCUGCUUAAUUGUUUUUCUUCCUUGAUGAGAAACAGGAAUGUUGGUGAAAACAACAGAAAAAAGAUUGUUUUAAGGUCACAAAGAAAUGAAUUGUUGCUGUCUGCAUGAACUUUCUGCUUAAGGUUUUAAGUUAAUAAAUUCAAUAUUUUAAUUAAGGUUUAA